Molecule: messenger RNA, 1650 nt
Organism: Entamoeba nuttalli P19
Lineage: Eukaryota; Evosea; Mastigamoebida; Endamoebidae
Exons: 2
Coding region: 1-1650 (549 amino acids)
Biological process (GO): small GTPase-mediated signal transduction
Molecular function (GO): guanyl-nucleotide exchange factor activity
Source: RefSeq, a predicted model, not a curated record
AUGCGAAGACUUUCAAGAACAUUUUCUACUACAAUAACUUGGAAUGGUCAAGAAAGUAAUCUUGAUGAAAUAUAUUAUAAAGCAAUAAAAAUGAACACUAACACAAGUAGUUCUGAGAUUAAUAUAUAUACGUUUACUGAACAAAUGAAAAAGAAAAAUAUUACUAUAUUUAAUGAAAUGCCAUUAAUACAAUUCUACAAAGUUGAACAAGUAAAAUGGGCAAUACAUAAAUUAGACAUAAAAAAGAGAACAAUCUUUAAAGAGUUAGUAAAGUAUAUUAAUAACUUUAAAUUACCAGAAUCUAUAUUUGAUGGUAUUUUAGUCAAUAAACCUGAUAGGAAUAGUAUAAGACUAUUAGAGUGUGUAUUAAAAAACCCAGAAUUAUUUGAAAAUGAAGGAAAGUUUUAUCCUCAUUUUAAUAACUUAGGAGAGGUAAUUGCUAUUCCUCCAUUAACUGCUUUACAAUGUUUAUUUAGUAAGUCGUUAGUAAGUCAUGAAUUUACUCUAUCAACCUUAUUUAUUGUUAGAGAAGUUAUUUCUGAUAAAGAUUUAAUAACAAUGUUAAAUACUGAAUUAAAAAAUAACAAUACAGAAAAUACUCUUUUUAUCAAAGACAGUAUAUAUCAAAUUGCUAAUUAUUGGAUUGAAAUAUAUUCAAAAGUAAUGAAAAGUGAUGACCUUCAAAGUCUUAAAAAUUUCUCAGACGGAAUAAGUACUGAUGAAAUACAUAUUGACAAAGAAAGAAAAAAAGGUACAAAAACCAUUGUUGAUGCUAAACCAAAAUUAAUUAAAGGGCAAUCAUUAAUGAGUCUUAGUAUUCCUAAUCAACAACUAGAAUUAUCUGAUGCAUCAAGUAAUUGUUCAGUACAAUCUCCAAAUCCAGAACCUGAAUUUAAAAGUACUGAAGUAGGAACAGAAGAUACACCUACUUCUGAUGAAAGUGAGAAUAAAACUGAUGUAACAAAUGAAAUAUUUUCUUUAACAGAAAGUCAGAAACAACCGAAAGUAAGAACAGACUUUUAUAGGUUUAUAGAUAUCAAAAUAUCAAAAAUUGCAGAACAAUUUUUUGUUUAUGACGUAAAAUUAAUCAAAGAAUUAACGAUGGGAGACGUCAUUCUUCAAACAAAAUCAUUUACAAAUUACUUAUCAAGAAUAAAUGCAAUUGAUAGAAUGGUAAAUUCAUUCAUUGAUAAAGAGAGAAAUCCACAAGUUUUUUCAUAUUUUAUAAAAGUUGCAAGACAUUGUUUAAAAAUUGGUGAAUAUAAUAUUUCUUAUAUUAUUUCCUGUUCUUUAAAAAAUAAAAGUACUACAUAUAAACAGGCAUUUGAAAAGAAUUCAGCUCUUACAAAAUAUAAAGAUCUUGAAGAAAUAUUUCCACUUCAUAAUCUUGAACCUUAUAAAGAAAAGUUUAGAAAAUGUAAAUGUGCAAAAAUUCCUAUAAUGCAGUCUCAUGUCUCUGCUUAUAUCGAUAGAGCUAAUGUAUUCAAAUUAAAAGAUAUUGAUGAUGAAAAAUUACUUAGUACUAACUUUGUUCAAAAAUUAAAUUCAUUAAGUCUUCCACUGAUGUCUAUUUAUACUGCUCUUAGAUAUGUUCUUCAAUACAAACCAAUAGAAUCAGUUCAAGAAUAUUUUAAACAUCUUAAUUUUUAA